This is a messenger RNA of Molossus molossus (Pallas's mastiff bat), 3672 nucleotides long. It is a transcript of the gene MATN2, whose product is annotated as matrilin 2. The transcript has 20 exons. The coding region runs from base 217 to 3207 and encodes 996 amino acids. The record is from RefSeq and is a predicted model, not a curated record. Gene Ontology annotation, molecular function: calcium ion binding. NCBI's taxonomy places the organism in Eukaryota, Metazoa, Chordata, Mammalia, Chiroptera, Molossidae.
AGCAAGGGGAGCGCUUGGGGAUGGGAGUUGGAGGAGGCGGCCAAGAAGAAGACAGCGACAGCGGCGCGGGCUUCUUGCUCCCACGAGCGGUCCCCGAAGACAGCCGCGGCUCUCGACGCGGCCAGGAGGCCCACGAGGAAGACCCAGGUGCCGCGUCCCCGUCUCGCUUCCCAGGCGCCGGCGGCUGCAGCCUUGCCCAUCCUCCUCUCCUUGAAGAUGGAAAAGAUGCUGGUGGGCUGCUUUCUGUUGAUCUUCGGGCAGAUCCUCCUCCCUGCGGAGGCCAGGGAGCGGCCACCUUGGAGGUCCACCUCCAGAGGAAGACACGCCCGGACCCACCCGCAGACAGCCCUCCUGGAGAGCUCCUGUGAAAACAAGCGGGCAGACCUGGUCUUCAUCAUUGACAGCUCCCGCAGUGUCAACACCCACGACUAUGCCAAGGUCAAGGAGUUCAUCAUGGACAUCUUACAGUUCUUGGACAUUGGCCCUGACAUCACCAGGGUGGGCCUGCUCCAGUAUGGCAGCACCGUGAAGAAUGAGUUCUCCCUGAAGACCUUCAAGAGGAAGUCCGAGGUGGAGCGUGCUGUCAAGAGGAUGAGGCACCUGUCCACGGGCACCAUGACGGGGCUGGCCAUCCAGUAUGCUCUAAACAUCGCUUUCUCAGAAGCAGAGGGGGCCCGGCCCCUGAGGGAGAAUGUGCCGCGGGUCAUAAUGAUUGUGACGGAUGGGAGACCACAGGACUCUGUGGCUGAGGUGGCUGCAAAGGCACGGGACACAGGCAUCCUGAUCUUUGCCAUUGGCGUGGGCCAGGUGGACCUCAACACGCUGAAGGCCAUCGGGAGCGAACCUCACGAGGACCAUGUCUUCCUGGUGGCCAACUUCAGCCAGAUGGAGUCGCUGACCUCGGUGUUCCAGAACAAGUUGUGCAUGGCCCACAUGUGCAGUCUCCUGGAGCAUAACUGUGCCCACUUCUGCAUCAAUACCCCUGGCUCGUACACCUGCAGAUGCAAACAAGGAUACAUCCUCAACUCGGACCAGAAAACUUGCAGAAUCCAGGAUCUGUGCGCGGCCGAGGACCAUGGCUGUGAGCAGCUCUGCGUGAAUGUGCUGGGCUCCUUCGUCUGCCAGUGCUACAGUGGCUACACCCUGGCCGAGGACGGGAAGAGGUGUGUGGCUGUGGACUACUGUGCUUCAGAGAACCACGGGUGUGAACAUGAGUGUGUCAAUGCGGAUGGCUCCUACUCCUGCCGGUGCCCUAAAGGAUUUUCCCUUAACCCAGAUAAAAAAACAUGCACAAAGAUAGAUUACUGUGCCUUACCUGGUCACGGAUGUCAGCACGAGUGUGUGAACACACAUGAUUCCUAUUCCUGCCGCUGCCUAAAAGGCUUUACCCUGAAUCCAGAUAAGAAAACCUGCCGAAGGAUCAACUACUGUGCGCUGAAGAAGCCAGGCUGUGAGCACGAAUGUGUCAACACGGAGGAGGGCUACUACUGUCGCUGCCGCCGGGGCUACACCCUGGACCCCAACGGCAAGACCUGCAGCCCGGUGGAUCACUGUGCGCAGCAGGACCAUGGCUGCGAGCAGCUGUGCCUGAACACAGGGGAGUCCUUCGUCUGCCAGUGCUCGGAAGGCUUCCUCAUCAACGAGGACCUCAAGACCUGCUCCCGUGCUGAUUACUGCCUGCUGAGCGACCACGGCUGCGAGUACGCCUGCGUCAACACGGACAGAUCCUUUGCCUGUCAGUGUCCGGAGGGACAGGUGCUCCGCAGCGAUGGGAAGACCUGUGCCAGGAAAGACGUCUGCCAAGCAGGAGACCAUGGUUGUGAGCACGUUUGUGUGACCAGUGGCGAGUCAUACAUCUGCAAGUGCUUGGAGGGGUUCCGGCUCGCAGAGGACGGGAGACGCUGCAGAAAAUUGGACUCUUGUGCUCUGGGGGACCAUGGUUGUGAACAUUCAUGUGUAAGCAAUGAAGACUCUUUUGUGUGCCAGUGCUUUGAAGGGUAUACACUCCGUGAAGAUGGAAAAACCUGCAGAAGGAAAGACGUCUGCCAAGCAGUAGACCAUGGUUGUGAGCACGUUUGUGUGACCAGUGGCGAGUCAUACAUCUGCAAGUGCUUGGAGGGGUUCCGGCUUGCCGAGGACGGGAAACGCUGCAGAAGGAAGGAUGUCUGCAAGUCGACCCACCAUGGCUGUGAACACAUUUGUAUUAAUCAUGGCAGUUCCUACAUCUGCAAAUGCUCAGAGGGAUUUGUUCUGGCAGAGGAUGGGAGACGGUGCAAGAGAUGCUCCGAAGGCCCAAUUGAUCUGGUCUUUGUGAUCGAUGGAUCAAAGAGCCUCGGAGAAGAUAAUUUUGAGAUUGUGAAGCAGUUCGUCACUGGAAUUAUAAAUUCCUUGCUGAUUUCCCCCAAAGCUGCUCGAGUGGGGCUGCUCCAGUAUUCCACGCAGGUCCGCACAGAGUUCACCCUGAGAAACUUCAGCUCGGCCAAGGACAUGAAGAAGGCCGUGGCCCACAUGAAAUACAUGGGCAAGGGCUCUAUGACUGGGCUGGCCCUGAAACACAUGUUUGAGAGAAGUUUUACCCAAGCAGAAGGGGCCAGGCCUCUCUCGGCACGGGUGCCCCGCGUGGCCAUCGUGUUCACAGACGGACGGGCUCAGGACGACGUCUCCGAGUGGGCCAGUAAAGCCAAGGCCAAUGGUAUAACCAUGUAUGCUGUCGGGGUAGGGAAAGCCAUUGAGGAAGAACUGCAAGAGAUUGCCUCUAAGCCCACAGACAAGCAUCUCUUCUAUGCCGAAGACUUCAGCACAAUGGGCGAGAUAAGUGAAAAAUUAAAGAAAGGCAUAUGUGAAGCUCUGGAAGACUCUGGUGGAAGUCAGGACUCCCCAGCCAGGGAAUUGCCAAAGAGGGUUCACCAGCCGACAGAAUCUGAGCCAGUCACCAUAAAUAUCCAAGACCUACUUUCCUGUUCUAAUUUUGCAGUGCAACACAGAUAUCUGUUUGAAGAAGACAGUCUUUCACGGUCUACACAAAAACUGUUCCAUUCCACCAAAUCUUCAGGAAGUCCCUUGGAAGAAAACCCCGAUCAAUGCAAAUGUGAAAACCUUAUAAUGUUCCAGAACCUUGCAAAUGAAGAAGUAAGAAAAUUAACACAACGCUUAGAAGAAAUGAUACAGAGGAUGGAAGCCCUGGAAAACCGCCUGAGAUACAGAUGAAGACUGGAAGUACUCCGUAUUUGUGUGCCAUUGGAUCAAGGGUUACAAUGAAAGCAGUUCACAGCCCGAGCUCAGGCUAUGCUAAUUCUGUAAGGUCAUCAAGUAAACAUAAUUGGCACUGAGAAAGCUGGUUUGCUUUGGCACAAAGGCAAAAAAGUAGACACUAUCUUGUAUAAACUUAAGGAGAUAAAGAAUCCUAAAAUGAAUUUUCCAUGUGAGAACAAAGAAGCUACGCAAGAUAAUCUGUAACAUACUGUGGACAUGAUUUGCUUUUGCCAUGUCCUGCCUUAGAGUGUUGCAAUCACAUUUGACUACAGAGUAAAGUUUGCACGGUCUUACUUCUGUAGAACACUGGCCAUAGGAGAAGCUAUUUUUUUUGUAGUGGACUUUACCUUGAUAUAUGUAUAUGGAUGUAUGCAUAAAAUCAUAGGACACAUACUUGUGUAACAAGUUGGGUUUUUUAAA